This is a messenger RNA of Toxotes jaculatrix (banded archerfish), 3528 nucleotides long. RefSeq lists its product as uncharacterized. The record is from RefSeq and is a predicted model, not a curated record. Lineage: Eukaryota; Metazoa; Chordata; Actinopteri; Toxotidae. The transcript has 22 exons. Bases 1 to 3528 code for a protein of 1175 amino acids.
AUGGAGAGCUGCUCUGCCUGUCCUGCAGGUCACUACUGCUCCACUGAGGGUCUGGCUAACCCCAGUGGCCCCUGUGCUGCUGGUUUCUUCUGCCCUUUUGACUUCUCUUCAACCACUCCAUAUGCAUUCCUCUGUCCCAAGGGCCACUACUGUCCAGAAGGUUCUGCCCAAGCCUUGCCUUGUCCCACAGGAGAGUACCAGCCGAACCCGGGCUCAGAUAGCUGUAUCCCCUGCCGACCUGGAUUCUACUGUGAGGAGGCCAUAGUGGGGGAUCCGUGGCCCUGCCCACCACACUCAUUCUGCCCUGCAGGCACCAUGGUGCCUCAGCCCUGCCCCAAUGGGACAUACACUCAGCCAAACCAGGGAGGACUACAGGAAGAGAGAGAGUGUUUACCCUGCCCUCCGGGGAAGUUCUGCAGGGCUGGAAGGAUCCAGGGUGUGUGUGCUGCUGGGUAUCUUUGUGUUUCUGGGAGUGCAGAUUUCACCCCUCAGGGACCAAUGUCUAACCUGACCCAGUGUCAGUGGGGCAUGCAGUGUGCUGGACCAUGCCCACCAGGUUACUAUUGUCCUGAGGGCACAGAGGAAGCUCAGUUUUGUCCUGCAAAUACUGUAAGAAGCUCCCCAGGAGGCACCAGCCUACAAGACUGCUUACCCUGCCCACCUCAGUACUGGUGUAAAGUCGGAGAUCCAGUUCUACAUCCGUGUCCUGCUGGUCAUUACUGUGAUGGUCUGCCUGGCAGUGACUUCAGUGGAGCGACAGGACCCAGGCCAUGUCCUCUGUACACCUAUCGAGCUUCCCCUGGAGCAGGCAGCAAGGGUGACUGCCUGCCCUGCCCCCCUGGGUCACACUGUAACAGCACAGGGCUUACCGACUUUGCCAGCAGUCCCUGCCCACCUGGUUACUGGUGCAGUGGGUCUGGACCCCCCAUCUUCUGCCCUGCAGGCACCAAGAGGCCCCUUCCUGGAGCUGCUACACCUGGACAGUGUGAACCCUGUGCAGGGGGAACCUUCUGCCCAGACCCAUGGGCUACAGGGAAGCCCAAUGUGGAUGGGAUUCCUUGCAGGGCCUCUUAUCAGUGUUCCAUUGGUGCAGUCUCAGAGAAGCUGUGCAGAGCUGGCUCAUACUGUGGACAUGAGACCGCUGAGCCCCAAGUCUGUCCUGAAGGUGCUGACCACUACAAGAGUAACCCUUGCCCUCUUGGGUAUGUCUGCCGCAUGGGAUCCAUUCAACCAAAACCCUGCCCCCCUGGAUCCUUUGGUAACCUCACUCGUGCUGAGACAAUGGGUGACUGUCACCCAUGUCCAGCUGGCACCUUCAACCACCUGCCUGCCCAGAAGGCCUGCUUUCCCUGCGGCAGCUCCUCUACCUCACAAGCAGGUUCUUCUUCCUGUACCUGUAUUGGUAAGAAUCGUGCAUUCCAGCACUCGGAUGGUUCAUGUUUGUGUAGAACUGGUUUUAUCUUCUACAAUGAGCUGGAUUUCAAAAGCUCUACCUCUGACAGUGAAUUGGACUGCCAGCCUGAGGUGAACAGACGGUGUGCCACAGGACAGGUGCGCCUGGCAGCAUCCAGAGUAUGUGUGUCACCUUCCCUCCACUCCUGCAAUAUCACCUGCGGACCACAUGGAGGAACUCUGGAUGUGGAGAUGGGAAUCUGCCAGUGUGAGCGAUAUGUGUCUGCUGAGGAGCUUUGCAAUACUUCCUGCCUUUCCCGACUGCCUCAGCUCUCUGCCCAGCUCUCGGCAGAUGGACACCUGCUGCUCAGCCUGAAAGAAAGAAACGACAUGAUUUGGACAAGGACUGUUAUGGAUGUUUUAGGACCAGAUAUCCAUGCAAAGAAUUUUGGGAAAGUCCAUUUGGUCCAUUUUGACUCGGAAGGAGUGUUUGGUUUGAUUCCAACACGGAAAGAGCUCAUCAAUCAGUUUUUAUCAGAACCAAUAGAACUCCUAAAUAAAAGACCUAGAGAGAGGAGAGAUGCAGAUCAGGGUGGUGAUGAUAAUGCUGGUGACCUGGCUGUUCCUCCUCGAAUCCCCAACCCGAUUGCUUGUCUCUCCUCUGGUGACAUGCUCAUUUUCCAUCUCACCAUCAACCACACUGACCGCCGUUUUAGUCACUUCCCAGUGUAUCAGAAAGACCACCUGUUCAAUAGUAACCCCAGCUGGGACUUUGGUGCCUUCAGACAUCUGCAGAUACUCAUGAAGCAAACACACUUCAGCUCCACAAGGUUUGCCCACAUUUUCUCAGAAACAGGGAAGUAUGUGUUUGUGGACAGUGCUGUCCCAGAUUGGAGUAUGGUGGUGGUUGUCAGUGAGGAGGGGACGGAGUGUGAUUCUCGGGCAUCUGUGUUCCAGCCCAUGACUCCGGCCCAGCUGGUCAGAUACGGGAUAGUCAAGAAGCACAGACUCAACCUUCUGCCUGACUGGGGAGUGAUAGCAGGGGUCCUGAGUCUGCUGCUGGUUGCAGUGGUAGUUCUGACCACCACAGUGCUAGUUCUGCAACCCAGCAAAGCGAAGCUCGUCUCUCAGUGGAGGAUGAAGCCAAAGUGGCGCAGCCUUGGGGAGCCCUUCUGUCCAGUGGAGUGCGUUUGCAAUGGAGACAGCAUAGCUGUCCCAAGCAUAGGCGGUGUCCUAGGCAGUAGGGGUGUAGGAGAAGGCGCAGAGGCUGAGGAGCCUACUGUUUCAAAGGGAGGAAGUGUGUCAGGGCGCUGCGAUUUGGAGGAGUUCAACGUGAAGACUCUAUACGACAAACUAGAGGAUCAGAACCUCCACAUAGCCUCACAACUGGCUCGACACCGCAAAGACACACAGGAGUUCUACCGAAACAUUUGUCAACAGACUGAAACACUCAAGAAUGUCUUUGAGAAUAUGGAUCAUAAAAAACUGAGUCUUCUUAAAGAGCUGCUGGUCCAUAACGCAGUGAGGGAUAAACCGUCUAAGAGCAGUGUGGGAAACAGAGAUACGCAAGUCCAUCUUCAGAUUACAGCCCCCUGUCUAAGUGACCAUGACCUAUCCAAACUGGUCAGCAUAUCUCCUUUAUUCAAGACCCUGCAGGAGAUCCAGCAGUCUUUACAGAACCUCACCACAGCUGAGUGUGGUCAGCAUCUCCACAAUGCUACAGAGAAUUCUGUCCAGGAGAACCAUGAUGGACAGCUUAUCCUGACUCCAUUGGACAACCUCUCACCUCAACACUCUGCUGUUUUCCUGUUUGGUUGCCGGGUGAUGCAGUUGCUUGAAAACUGCCCCCUGUUCCCCUCUGUGCUUCUGCUACUGGCCAAGUCAAUGCCCGGUUCUUCAUCCUCUUCUAAUGAGGCUAUACUGGCACAUUGCUCAGGGGACUUUUAUUUUGAUGCGACCAAUCAAAUCCUUUAUCUGUCAGAGGCAAAGCUUCAACACGCGGGACAUUUUAUUGCCAUCAUCCUGCAGUCCAUGGCCCACAUAGCGGCAGGUAAUGAGAAAGUGGUCAUAGGAGUGAGUCCUGGAAAUCCAAUCUUGUGUCCUGGUUUUAGAACAGUCAUGUGUAGUACAGUGUAA